This is a messenger RNA of Corticium candelabrum, 447 nucleotides long. Its product is annotated as prefoldin subunit 4-like. NCBI's taxonomy places the organism in Eukaryota, Metazoa, Porifera, Homoscleromorpha, Homosclerophorida, Plakinidae. Gene Ontology annotation, cellular component: prefoldin complex; cytoplasm. The record is from RefSeq and is a predicted model, not a curated record. Bases 52 to 447 code for a protein of 131 amino acids. Gene Ontology annotation, biological process: protein folding. The transcript is spliced from 4 exons.
GAAAGCCCCGUAUAGUCUUGACCUAAAACCUAAAAUCGGGUUGUGGCGAGUAUGGCGAGCUUCAGAGCGAACAGUGAUAUCCAGAUGGAUAAAGAAGACCAACGGAAACUGAAUAUGUUUGCUAGAAAAACGACGUUUCUGAAUGAACUGAAGGACGACUUGGAAUCGAAAAAGAAAGAAGUCCAGAAUCUACAAGACGCAGAGUCAGAUCUAGAGGUUCAGUUACUAGAAGAUGAAUCACCAAUUCCUUAUCAUGUAGGAGAGUCAUUCAUAGAUGUGAGCAUGGAGACAGCACAGGCAAUGAUCACUUACCAAAAGGAGGCAGCCGAAAAGCAAGUCGAGCAUUUGGAAGAAACAAUCAAUAAAACACAGAAACUUCUCACUGAGUUAAAAACCCAACUGUAUUCUAAACUUGGUAGUGCAAUCAACCUAGAGUCGGAUGACUAG